Molecule: messenger RNA, 1948 nt
Organism: Octopus bimaculoides (California two-spot octopus)
Lineage: Eukaryota; Metazoa; Mollusca; Cephalopoda; Octopoda; Octopodidae
Product: ras-related protein Rab-9A
Biological process (GO): retrograde transport, endosome to Golgi
Cellular component (GO): late endosome; lysosome; phagocytic vesicle
Molecular function (GO): GTPase activity; GTP binding
Source: RefSeq, a predicted model, not a curated record
UUGUCACAUGAUUAACAUAUGACGUCACGUGUACUAUCACACUGACGACUCGGGAUAUUUCGUCUUAGUUCUCAGGAGUUUAGAAAAUAACAGACACACAUAUAUAUAUACAUAUAUAUUUACAUCUAUGUUAUAUAUACCAUGCUGAAAUUGCCACUUAUAGCUCCGUCUGAGAUGCGUUCAUGAUGGGAUCUAAAUCAAAACUAUUGAAAGUAGUUUUACUUGGAGAUGGAGGUGUUGGUAAAAGUUCCUUGAUGAACCGUUUUGUAAGCAACAAAUUUGAUACUCAGUCAUUCCAUACCAUUGGCGUAGAAUUUCUAAAUAAAGAGAUCUCAAUUGGUUCUGAAAGUUACACCAUGCAAAUUUGGGAUACUGCUGGUCAAGAAAGAUUUAAAAGCUUACGGACACCAUUUUAUCGUGGUGCUGAUUGUUGUCUGCUGACGUAUGCUGUUGAUGAUGUAAAAAGUUUUGAAAAUGUUUCAAUGUGGAAGAAAGAAUUUCUCUAUUAUGCUGAUAUUGAUGAUGAAAGCACAUUUCCUUUUGUAGUUAUUGGCAACAAAAUAGAUGUUGGACAAAGACUGGUUUCUUAUAAUACUGCCAGUGAAUGGUGUGAGAAAAAUGGGCACGUUCCAUACUUUGAGACCAGUGCAAAAGAUUCCACUAAUGUUGAAGUUGCAUUCACAGCUGCUGUGAAGCGAUUAAAAGACCUUGAAGAUAAAUGUGCUGAAGUAAAGCCCUCCCAUGGAAAUACAGUUGACUUGAACAAGAAGAAAGAAUCUCAGUCCACUGGUUGUUGUAACUGAGGAUAUUUUGAUAAAGGUUUUGUGCUGUUAACGGCACUUUACCCUUUCACUCUAUUAUCAUUGUCUGUGACCAAGAAAUAAAAUUUUAAAUCAUUUUUAUUGUAUGUAUAUAAGUAUAUAUGUUUAUAUAAUUCUCAGUAUCUAUCAGUGAUAUUUUUCUUUAUGCACUAGCUCUAAUAUACAUGUUAUGAAAAACCUAUUGUAAUGGCAAGUUUAAUUAACUUGAUUAAACAUUUUAUGUAACUGACAUCUCAAUAUGUUCUGGGUGUUAUAUAUACUUUAGGAGAUUAUAGUUUAGUAUUAUACAAUUAAAUAUAAUGCAAUAAGUUUUUUUGUUUUCUGCUAUUGCCAUAUUUUAAUCAUUAUUUAUUGCUGAUAUUUAGGCAGAGCCAUCUCAGUUUGUCACACAUUCAUCAUAGUAUGUUGCUCAUCAUCAUAGUACUGUGAAAUGAUCCCAACAUUGUUUUAAUGUUAAUCUCAAUAAUCAUUUGCUAUAAAAGAUCUUUUAAUUGUAAAUAUAAGCAAAAAUAUUGUUAAAGCUGCUUCAAAAUAAGAUUCAUUACAAUAACCCUUUUCAAUUGUAUAGAUGUUAUGUAUGCCUUAGAUAUAUGUAUCUUUAUAUCCUUUUCAUGAAAUACAUAGUACUUAAAUUUAAUUUUCGAUAAAUUUUGGUUUUUCAUGAUUUUCUUUCUAAUUUGAUUUCAAGCCUAGUUAAAAAUCUGUAUACUUCUUUUUGUUUUAAAAAGAACAGAUUUUGAAAGUGAUACUACAUAAAUAUGUCAUUAGGUGUUAUAUCAAGAUUUAAAAAGAAAAAACAAUUUCUUUGUUUCGUGUAUAUUUUUAUAUUAAAAGAAAUUUUAGUUUUUUUUUUUUUUCUUUUUAAAUGAAUUUUGUUUUAAAGAAAGCUGGUUUAAUUCAGAAAACUAAGAAUUUUUUAUUUGAAAAUAUAUUAACUCCUCAUCCAAAGUAGAAGUAUUUUAAAAUUGAUGCAGUUACAUGCAUGUUGUUUUGGCAAAAACCUUUAAUGCAGAUCCAUGUAAGCUAUUCCAUGCCUCAAACCUGCCUGUGCUAUAAGAGAAAUAAUAAUUCCACAACUCCUGUGCAAAACUGGAUCUUGGAAUAAUAAAGCUGGGCCAUCAACCUAA